Molecule: messenger RNA, 2577 nt
Organism: Cavia porcellus (domestic guinea pig)
Lineage: Eukaryota; Metazoa; Chordata; Mammalia; Rodentia; Caviidae
Product: keratin, type I cytoskeletal 28
Exons: 8
Coding region: 21-1409 (462 amino acids)
Biological process (GO): intermediate filament organization; hair follicle morphogenesis; epithelial cell differentiation
Cellular component (GO): cytoskeleton
Molecular function (GO): structural molecule activity
Source: RefSeq, a predicted model, not a curated record
UGAGCAUCUCUGGCGACACCAUGGCUCUCCGAUGUCCCAGUGGAUCCAGGCAUCGUGGCUUAUAUUCCGGCGCUGGAUCCAUCAGGCCAGCCAGCAGGGGCACUGGCCUGGUCAGCAGCGGCUCUUGUGGAAGCGCGGUCUUCGGGAGCCCGUUCUCCUGUGCCUUUGGAGGAGGACUGGGCGGUGUUCCCGGUGGGAAUCCCGGUGGCGGGGGCUCUGGACAUGCCUGCACCAGCUUUGCAGGAAGCGAGGGUGGCCUCCUGUCUGGCAGCGAGAAGGUGACCAUGCAGAACCUCAAUGACCGCCUGGCCUCCUACCUGGACAAUGUGCGCGCCCUGGAGGAGGCCAAUGCCGAGCUGGAGAGGAAAAUCAAGAGCUGGUAUGACACAUACGGGCCCGGGUCUUGCCGUGGGCUGGACCAGGACUACAGCAGCCUCCACCUAACAAUCGAGGACCUCAAAGCCAAGAUUAUCUCAUCGACUGCUGCUAAUGCCAGGGUCAUUCUGCAGAUUGAUAAUGCCAGACUGGCCGCGGAUGACUUCCGGCUAAAGUAUGAAAACGAGGUCACACUGCACCAAAACGUAGAAGCGGACAUCAAUGGGCUGCGGCGGGUGCUGGAUGAGCUGACACUCUGCAAGACUGACCAGGAGCUACAGUACGAGUCCCUGAGUGAGGAGGCGUCCUAUCUCAAGAGGAACCAUGAGGAGGACAUGAAGGCUCUGCAGUGCGCGGCCGGGGGCAACGUGAAUGUGGAGAUGAAUGCGGCUCCCGGCGUGGACCUCACGGUGCUGCUGAACAACAUGCGGGCCGAGUAUGAGGCACUGGCCCAGCAGAACCACAGCGAUGCAGAGGCCUGGUUCAGCGAGAAGAGCGCCUCACUGCAGCAGCAAAUGUCCCACGACGCUGGCAAGGCCACUCGGGCCAGGACAGAACUGACAGAGCUGAAGCGCACUCUACAAACCCAGGAGAUCGAGCUGAGGUCCCUCCUGGCCACGAAACACUCGCUGGAGUGCUCCCUGAGCGAGACCGAGGGCAACUACUGCACGCAGCUGGCCCAGAUCCAGGCGCAGAUCGGGGCCCUGGAGGAGCAGCUGCACCAGGUCAGGACCGAGACCGAGGGCCAGAAACUGGAGUACGAGCAGCUGCUGGACGUCAAGGUGCACCUGGAGAAGGAGAUCGAGACCUACCGCCGCCUCAUAGACGGGGACGAGGGGUCAUGCUCCAAAUCAGAAGGCUUUGGAUCAGGAAGCUCAGGGCACUCACCUAAAGAUUUACCCAAAACCACGCUGGUAAAGACGGUGGUUGAAGAACUGGAUCAGGGUGGCAACGUCCUCUCAUCCAGGAUUUACUCCAUCGAGGAAAAGACAUUGACUCUGAUCAACAAGACAGACCAGAGGGUCCCCUUCUAGCUGCCAUUCGGGGAGAGAGGAAUCUGGGGAGGGUCUGGCACACUGCGGCCUCAAGAUCAGGAUAAAACACUUCCUGUGCUGAAAGAUAAGUUGCUUAGCCGAGAUACCCGCUGUCUCAACAACUUUUGCAGGAUGCUGGAUGCUUGUUCCAAAGAAAUAAAAAAAAGUUGAUAAGCAUACAGUUCCAUUCACUGACGUCCAAUGGACAAUGCACUGUGAUUUCUUUUUUGCCAUAAGGAGACACUUUCAUUCUAGUUUCAAAUAACAGGCAACAGCAACACAGGACCUCAAAGUAGGGCACCUUCACCGGGCAUCACCUCUAAGUACCACCACGUCUACACAGGCGGGCACGGGAACCUUUGGGAAGUCCAUAUCUACCUGCAGCGACAGGGAAGAAGAGGAGAUGGAGAGAGAAGCAGACAGUUAAGGUGUCAUAGGUGCUCACUAUCGCCCCAAGAAGAAUGUGAUUAAUGUGUGUCACAAACAUAUCCUGAUGAGAAAAGAAACUGAAAAUAAUUUUGGCUGCAGAACAACUUGAAGACUGAAAGACUCCCAUCACAAGACUUCAAAGGAGACUUUUUGCGCAGAGGAAGGAAGGGAUGGAGGCAUCAAAAAGUUCCGCCGCUAGGUGGCGCCUGUGAGACUCCUCUGGACGCCUGGGUCCUGCUUAGGCCACCACGCCUCAUCCAAACUGGAAAAUCCCUGGACAGAGCCUCAGUUAAAGCCGUCGGCCUCGUGCUGCUUCCUUUUUUUCUAGCGUGGAGUUUGGAAGCUUUUUUCAUAAAAGCCUAGAGAGGCUGCCUAUGAAUAUACCCUAAGUCUGUCUCUCCCAAGUGCUAAACUCAGUCGUUGGAACAGAAAGUGGCCACAGGGAACAGGCAAACCAACAACAGCCAGGAGAGGUGUAACCACUAGCGCAGGUGCUGCAGCUCAGCUCCAGCUCUCCUGCAGCCGCAGCGGGCGAGCGCUUCAGGCUCUGGGUCUUCCGACGACACAGGGUCAUGUUGCUUCCUCUCCUGCAGUUACACUCUCCAUUCGUCCUUGGUUUUUCUGGUUUUCUUUUUGGCUUUUUGGGGUUUCGUUUGGUUUGGUUUGUUGGGGGGUUGCUAUUUAAUAUUGUGCUAAGGAAAGAAAAAAUAAAAUUUUAAGUUGCUGCCUCAUUUUAACA